AUUAUUUUUAAAUGUUCUUGUUUCAUUUCUGCUUUGACACACGCGUGUAAUAUUCCGCGUUAAUGUCAAAACCGUUAAAAAUAGGAUAACUUUGUAAAACAUGUAGAGGCUGUUUGUCUUUAAUGACAAGGGAUAUUCACCGACAGAAGUCAUACAAACUUAAUAAUAAUCAAUAAAUAAUUUGUCAAGCGCAGACUCACACUCCUAAGGUGUCGCAUGCAUUUCAUUCUAUUUUAAUCUUAACACAUCUACAACACUCGAAUUGAGAAUUUAUGACUGUUAAAACAGACGAAUGUUUUAAACCUGUCCACUUAUUUUUCAAAAUGAAUGCAUAACUCACUGCAAAAACCAAACAUUUUGCUGACAAAAUUUUGGAACACGCGACAAUUUUCCUCUCCAAUAUAUCUGUCGUUAGAAAGAAACAAUUUGUCUUUGACAAUCAUAGGGUGUAAAUAAUACUGGCGAGUAUAAUCAAAACGAAAGUUGCUUUUAUUUUUUUCUCCAAACACUGCUGGCUUUCAUUUGAAUUUCUUUAACUUUCCUUUUCUGGUUUAUUGCUGUACACUAGAUCGUAAGCCAAGAAGAAAUAUCUAAAAGUACUGACCAUAUGACUUUCCUGCUAUUGACAGUAUACUAGAGGUUCUCUAACAAAGGACAGAAUCUUCGUGGUAAGGUCUUGAUGUAUUUGAAUGUAACAACGUUACAAGUAUGGGAGGUACUAAUAAAAUUAAAUAAAAAUUAAAGAAAGAUUGUUUCCAAUGCAAUAAUUAGUAAUAUAGUAGUAAUAAUUAUCUUUUGAGAAAUGAUCUUGGAGGAGGUAUUCUUGAUUAUCAAUGAUAAUUUUGUCUAAUGUCCUUUAUACUAUACUAAUUAACUACAAAAUAAAAGCAAUUUUUUGACAGGUAUUUAACAGAUAACAGCAGAAAUACUAAAUCGACAUUUAAAAGCAAUGCAUGCAGCAUAAAAUUAUGUCCUUUAUACUAUACUAAUUAACUACAAAAUAAAAGCAAUUUUUUGACAGGUAUUUAACAGAUAACAGCAGAAAUACUAAAUCGACAUUUAAAAGCAAUGCAUGCAGCAUAAAAUUAUGUCCUUUAUACUAUACUAAUUAACUACAAAAUAAAAGCAAUUUUUUGACAGGUAUUAAACACUCGGCUCAGGGCCGUGCUUAGGGGCAGGUGUCAAGGGCCAUGCACAUACCUUAUGCCUCGGGCCCCGCGGGGGGUAAGAACGGGCCUGACUGUAACAAUUAAGUUGGUUGCUCUUUUCGCCUAUUUUGUAACCGAAAGCAGAUAGCAGCGAAACGAAAGUAGGCUUUGUCUUCUUGGUAGCGGCCUACCUUCCUUCUACUGUUUCUACUUAUAAGUAUGACCCUAUCUGCCGGCACACCUGGCAAGGUACAGUCAGUGCUUCAGUCGCUAGGAAUGGCGGCCACAGACCUCUCUCAGUUGAUCUUCAGCCAUUUGUAUUGGAUUCCUGUUGAGGCAGCUGAUGUGGCAGAGGUCAAGAUAGCAGCCUGAACAUUUCUGGAAAUAAACCUGCAGAAUAUUUAUGAACAUGGUUCAAAGCCUUCAGUGAAACUGGGAUAUAUUUUGUAAUCAAGACAGUUGGUGUAGGCUAUCUGCUUGUUAUCAUCAACAGGGCCCCAGACAGCUUUCAUUCUAUGGUCUGCUGCACUGAACCACACUCACUAUUAGAAACAACUCUUGUGUGCCAGGGGAGUUUGUUCUGCUUUCCUAGUAGCAGAAUUAACGCUAACCUAGUUGGAGUCAAAGGCAUCAAAGUGACCAACCAGCUGCGCUCAUGGAGUCCAUAACCCAGUCUAAGAUGUCUUCAGGUCCUAUUAUAAUCCAGGAAAUGCCUUCCUUAAGCAAUAGCCUGACAUUUACAAAAAAGACAGCAGAAUUAACAUCAGCUGCUGAAUCUUCAGCUUGGACUCUUAUUGACAGCUUGCUGAGUGCUGAUAAUGUCACAAAGUGUGACAUAGAGCAGAGUUUUCUGCUCCAGAAACUGGCAGCAGCACCGGAAGUCGGUCUCUCGCUUGCACGAGAUAUACUUAAGAAAAUCUUAAAACAUGAAGUGGACAUCAAUAUGAUGGAUAAAAAUAAAGACACAGCUGUCGUGGUGGCUGCCAGAUGUGACAACACAAAGAUGGUGAUGGAGCUUCUAUCCCGACAGGCAGCUUUACCACCUGAUGUAACACACGUGUGUUCUUUCUUGCAGACUCUGACUAACAACUGGAAACCACAAGAGACGCCUUAUAUGCACGCGCUUGUUGUCAAACUGUUGUGGGACAGACUACAAGACACAGCACUACACAGCUGUCACAAACAGCUUCACCACACACUGGUCCGGCUGGCAGUCACGUUUCACACGUCACUUGUACGUGAAAUGUUUGUAACAGAACAACAAGUGAACUCUGUAGACAGUGAGGGGAUGGCCGUGUUACACAGAGUGGCCAUGUUUGAUAGCGAUGACCAUGUCCGCCUUUUGCACUAUUUCAUCAGCAAAGGGGCAAAUGUCAAUCUACAGAAUACUUCCGGUGACACACCUCUACAUAUUGCUGCCAAAAAUAGCAACUGGAUGAUGAUGGAGGCUUUGUUACACCGACAAGCUUACAGUGAUGUGACUAACUGUGAACAGCUCUCAGUCUUACACAUAAUGGCUUCUUACACAGAUUCUAAACGUUUUUCUGAAAUUGAACAUCUAUUUCAACUGUUAAUUUUCAACAAUAAUAAUGUCAACAAAAAAGACGGCGAAGGAAACACAGCCUUACAUCUGGCAGCCCUCGCCGGUAACAUAACUUUUAUGAAGACAUUGUUAGAUCAUGGUGCUCGUGCUGAUGGUGUUAAUGACGAGCAGAAGACAGUUCUACACAUGAUGGCCAUGGCAAAAAAAGAAGUAUUCUCAAAUAUAAAUUCCUGCAUCAAUGUUUUAGUGCUGACUUUAAAGAAAGGCGUAGAUAUUCAACAAAAGAAUUGUGAUGGUAACUCUGCUCUGCAUCUUGCUGCUAAACACGACAACGGGGGCUUGGUGGAAUUUUUGUUGAAGUAUGUUGACGAUGCUGCUCAGCCUGACAGUGAAGGCUUCAACAUUCUGCACAGACUUGCCAUGACAAUAUCUUCGCAAGGCCACAGUUUGUUUCACAAGGUGGCUCAGAAAGUUGGUGACAUCAAUGCAAAAAGUAAAACAGGCGAUACAGCCAUACAGCUGGCUGCCAAAUGUCAGAACUGGGACAUGGUCAAGCUGCUAGAACAAGAAGGCGCCGCAUGGGACGAACUAGACAGCGAAGGCUUUCAUGUUGUUCACAGAUACGCUAUGGGAGACAACAAAAAGCAUUAUUCGUUACCUUCAUUUCUGGAGAACAGCAUGCACCGUAACCCACGUUGUUGGACUGGCGAUACAGUGUUGCACCUGGCUGCAAGGCAUGGCAACUGGUCAGUGGUGAAACUCAUUGUAGAAGAUGUGGAUGACAUAAACGAGGUAGAUUCUGAAGGUUUUACUGUUAUUCAAAGACUUGUCAUGUCACCAACAGAUACAUUUUAUGAUAAUUCGUUAAUCAGCCACCUCAUUGAGCUUGGAGCUGACUACACCUGUCGUGAUCAAAAUGGCGACACUGUGCUGCACCUGGCUACCAAAUAUGGCCACUGGAAGAUUGUCAAACACCUUGCGAACCUUGGGGCAGAAGCAGACACACCAGAUAGCGAAGGGUUUUCGGUUCUUCACAGAAUAGCAACAACAGACAGAAGUCAUUUAGUCACCGUUGAAGAAUUUGCACAGCACGGUACAUCUAUAAAUCACAAGAAUCUUCAAGGAAACACGCCUCUUCAUCUUGCAGUCCAUCAUCAAAAUUGGACCGUGGCAGAAAAACUCGUAAACUGCGGGGCAGAUGUUAAUGAUGUCGAUGCCGAAGGCUUCACGGUCCUUCACAGGCUAGGACAAAUACAAAAUUCUGAUUACUCAUGUAAGUCGCUAAUUCAACUCUUGCUUGAAAAGGGAGCGAAGUGUGAUAUUAAGACAAACAAAUACGAGACCGUUUCCGAAAUUAUCGUUCAAAAUGAAAACUGGAGCAUGAUGAAAUGUUUGCUUGAUCAAGGAACACUUGUAUUCAGAGAAUACGAAGACAAAUGUCUUUUGCACCAGUUAGUUUGCAGUCACCAUGGAGACGACUACACUAAUGUUUGUGACCUCCUGAUUGAGAAAGGAUUGUCUGUUAAUGCUAAAAAUUGUGAUGGCAACUCGCUUCUUCACCUCGCAGCAGGGGCGGGUAACUGGAAGUUGGUGGAACAUUUGAUACAAAAAGGUGCACGUGAAAACAUGGUAGACAGCAAAGGCUUGUCCAUUUUGCACAGAUUUGUUACUGAUGCAAAGAGAGAAAUGUACAAUUAUGCCCAUUCUCUGGAUACGAUCAUCGCUUCUAGUGUUGACUUAAACGCCUUGGACCCUCGGGGUAACACAGCAUUACAAAUUGCAGCAAAACGUAGGCUGAUGGCCAUUGUGGACCGCCUAAUAGACAGCACUGAAAAUCCAAACACAAAAGAUGAUGAGGGCUUUACUCUUCUGUUGAGAGUAUCACAAACGCCCUCGCGAGAAUGUCUUUCUAUUUGUCAGCGUCUGGUGCAGAAAGGUGCUGACAUCAACGUCUGCUCCCCAGAUGGCGAAUCAGCUCUUCAGCUUGCAGUCAAAAACAACAACUGGCCUGUAGUAGAAUUACUGAUGAACAGCGGCGCUCGAUUUGAGGUUGAAAUUUUGGAAGGUCUUCAUCCUGUGCACAAUCUAAUAAAAAGUUUCACAUCUUCUGAGGAUAAUGAACUUAAAUUAAUGACAUUCUUAAAAGACAGAGGACUUUCUGUUAGCACACAAGAUUCAAGGGGAAAGACACCAGCAGAACUGGCAUUCACACUCAAGAGAUGGAAACUUUUCAAACACCUUUUAGAAUCAGGAGCUCAUUUAAAUCCAAUUCUCAGAAAUGGAAACUCAUAUUUUCAUGAACUUGCAAAAUGCUUUUCCCAUGACGACAUGAACGAUAUUAUACGUCUCUUGCUUAGCCGUGGUUUUGACAUAAACCUCAGAAACGACGAUGGUGAUACGCCUGUCCAUGUGGCGGCUGAUAAAGGCAACUGGGACACUGUAAAAACAUUUGUGGAGCACGGCGCCAAUACAAACGUGCUUGACAGUAAAGGGUAUUGUCUGCUUCAUAAGCGUCUUAAGAAACAAACCAGUCAACGUUUUGGUUACCACGUUAUUGAAGAGCCGUCUACCUACAAAUCACACGUAGAACUCUUAAGGACUUUCGUAGCACGCGGCGAAGACGUCAACCGUCGAGGGCCAGACAACAAGACAGCCCUGCAAUUAGCUGUUGCCAACCACAGAUGGAAGGUGGUCGGAGAGUUAAUUUCAUUAGGAGCUGAUUUGGAACUCAGUCAUGAUGAGAAACUGUCAGCCUUAGAACACCUCUAUUGUUUUGCUUGGGAAAGUGGCGCCAGGGAAAAGAUGUAUUCUUUCAUAAAAUACAUUACAAAUGAUGGUUCUGAUAUUAACAUCUCUUUCCAAAAUGAACGCGGACAUGGUAACCCAAAAACUUUGUUACAGAAGAGCGUAGAGAAGGCUAAUUUGCAGGUGGCUAUUGCCUUAGUUGAAUGUGGAGCAGACGUGAGUCAGAUGCUCAGAGAUGGGGCGCUCUUACAACUGCUGAAGUCCAGAUAUUCGGGGGUUGAUCACACAACGCGGAUGCGUUUUCUUGAUUUAUUGAUUUCCAGAGGUCUUGAUAUUAAUACCAAACAAAGGGGAGCCGAUACUCUGGUUCUUGACUCUACGGGACACAGAGGAUCGGCUCCCCUUUCCACAGAUCUUUUUCCCAAUAAAAGUGAAGAUUUCGUCCCUAGUUUCUCAGAUGGCAAUGAUGACUUUAUUUCCAUUAACUAUGACAAUGACAGCGACAACAUCAUCUAUUAUGAUGGCACUGGGUUCUUUGGAAGCAUGUCCCCUCGUACAUCUGAUUCUGAUGACCCAUAUUAUUCUGGUGGUGAAUUUAGCUAUCCCCAGACUCAGGAGUCUUCAGUUGUAGCCACAAGCCAGGACAUGGCUCAUCCAAACAAAGCUCUGCCACUUAGCAAAAUGGCAACAGAACUAAACACAGCGGCUGAGUCUAGUAACUGGACUCUGGUCAAUGACUUGCUGAGUGUCGAUGGCGUCUGUAGGUGUGAUGUAGAGCAGUGCAGUCUCCUCCAUAAACUGGCAGCAGCACCGGAAGUCAGCCUCUCACUGGCAGGAGACAUACUGACAAAGAUUCUGAAACACAAAGUAGACAUCAACAUGGUGGAUACAAGCGGUGACACAGCUGUCGUGGUGGCUGCCAGAUGUGACAACACAAAGAUGGUGAUGGAGCUUCUAUCCCGACAGGCAGCUCUACCACCUGAUGUAACACACGUGUGUUCUUUCUUGCAGACUCUGACUAACAACUGGAAACCACAAGAGACGCCUUAUAUGCACGCGCUUGUUGUCAAACUGUUGUGGGACAGACUACAAGACACAGCACUACACAGCUGUCACAAACAGCUUCACCACACACUGGUCCGGCUGGCAGUCACGUUUCACACGUCACUUGUACGUGAAAUGUUUGUAACAGAACAACAAGUGAACUCUGUAGACAGUGAGGGGAUGGCCGUGUUACACAGAGUGGCCAUGUUUGAUAGCGAUGACCAUGUCCGCCUUUUGCACUAUUUCAUCAGCAAAGGGGCAAAUGUCAAUCUACAGAAUACUUCCGGUGACACACCUCUACAUAUUGCUGCCAAAAAUAGCAACUGGAUGAUGAUGGAGGCUCUGUUACACCGACAAGCCUACUAUCUUCCGUUGUUAAGUCGUAACAACAACGACAUCAACAAAAAAGACGGUGAGGGAAACACAGCCUUACAUCUGGCAGCACUCGCCGGUAACCUAUCGUUAAUGACGACAUUAUUAGGUCGAGGUGCUCGUGCUGAUGGUGUUAACAAUGAACAGAAGACAGUGCUACUCAUGAUGGCGAUGACCAAAAGAGAACUAUUCUCGAAUAUCAAUUCAUACAUAAACGUUUUAGUGCUGACUGUAAAGAGAGGCGCUGAUAUUCAACAAAAGAAUUGUGAUGGUAACUCUGCUCUGCAUCUUGCCGCCAAACAUGACAGCUGGAUCAUGGUGGAAUUUUUGUUGAAGUAUGUUGACGAUGCUGGUCAGCCUGACAGUGAAGGCUUCAACAUUCUGCACAGACUUGCCAUAGCAACAUCCUUGCAAGACCACAGUUUGUUUCACAAGGUGGCUCAGAAAGUUGGUGACAUCAAUGCAAAAAGUAAAACAGGCGAUACAGCCAUACACCUGGCUGCAAAAUGUCAGAACUGGGACAUGGUCAAGCUGCUAGAACAAGAAGGCGCCGCAUGGGACGAACUAGACAGCGAAGGCUUUCAUAUUGUUCACAGAUACGCUAUGGGAAAAAACAUGGAGCAUAAUAUGCUUUCAUUUUUGGAUAUUAGUAUGUACUGUAACACUCGUUGUUGGACUGGCGAUACGGUGUUCCACCUGGCUGCAAGGCAUGGCAACUGGUCAGUGGUGGAACUCAUUGUAGAUUAUGUGGAUAACAUAGACAAGGUAGAUUCUAAUGGUUUGACUGUUAUUCAAAGACUUGUCAUGUCAGCAACAAAUACAUUUUCUUCAGAGUAUUCCUUAUUCUGCCGCCUCAUUGAGCUUGGCGCUGACUACACCUGUCGUGAUCAAAACGGCGAUACUGUGUUACACCUGGCAGCCAGAAAUGGCCACUGGCAGAUUGUCAAGCACCUUACGAACCUUGGCGCUGAAGUAGACACAAAAGAUAGCGAAGGGUUUUCGAUUCUUCACAGAAUAGCAACAGAAGAGAAAAGGUCUGAUUCAGUCACUGCUAAAGAACUUUCACAGUGCGGUGCAAUUAUAAAACAAAAAGAUCUUCAAGGAAACACACCUCUUCAUCUUGCUGUCCAGCAUAAAAAUUGGGCCGUGGCCAAAGACCUCGUAAAAUGCGGGGCAGAUGUUAACGAUGUCGACGCUGAAGGCUUCACAGUCCUUCAUAGGCUAGGACAGAUACACAAUUAUGAUCACUCAAGUUUAUCACUAAUUGAGCUUUUACUUGAAAAGGGAGCUAGGUCUGACAUUGUGUCAAAUGGUGGUGAGACCGUUUGGAAAAUUGUAGUUCAGAAUGAAAACUGGAGAAUGAUGGAAUGUUUACUUGCUUCACGCAGACUUGUAUUUAAAGAACACGAAGACAAAUAUCUUUUGCACAAUUUAGUUUGCAGUCACCAAGGAGACAACCACGUCGAGCUCUGUGACCUGAUUCAGAAAAGAUUACCUGUAAAUGCUAAGGAUCGUGAUGGCAACUCGCUGCUUCAUCUCGCAGCAGGGGCAGGUAACUGGAAGUUGGUAAAAGGUUUGAUACUAAAAGGUGCACGUGAAAACAUGGUAGACAGCAAAGGUCUGUCAAUUUUACACAGAUUUGUUAUUGGUGCUGACAGAGGAAUGUACAGUUAUAAUGAUACUUUAGAUAUGAUUAUGGAUUCUGGUGUUAGUGUGAACGCCUUGGACCCUCGGGGUAACACAGCAUUACAAAUUGCAGCAAAACGUAGGCUGAUGGGCAUUGUGGACCGCCUAAUAGACAGCACUGAAAAUACAAACACAAAAGAUGACGAGGGCUUUACUCUUCUGAUGAGAGUAUCACAAACGCCCUCGCCAGAAUGUCUUUCUAUUUGUCAGCGUCUGGUGCAGAAAGGUGCUGACAUCAACAUCUGCUCCCCAGACGGCGAAUCAGCUCUUCAUCUUGCAGUCAGAAACAACAACUGGCCUGUAGUAGAAUUACUGAUGAACAGCGGGGCUCGAUUUGAGGUUGAAAUUUUGGAAGGUCUUUAUCCUGUGCACAAUCUAAUAAAACAUUCCACAUUUGCUGAGGAUAGUCAACUAAAAUUAAUGACAUUCUUAACAUACAGUGACCAUUCCACAUCUUCUGAAGACAGUCAACUGAAACUACUGACAUUGUUAAGAGACAGGGACUUUCUGUUAGCACACCAGAUCCAAGGGGAAAGACACCCGCAGAACUUGCAUUCACACUCAAGAAAUGGAAACUUUUCAUAAUACCUUUUAGAAUCAGGAGCUCAUCUUAAUCCACCUCUGAGAAAGGGAAACUCAUAUUUUCAUGAAUUUGCAAGAAACACUUCUGCUUGCAGCAACAUGACCGAUAUUACACGUCUCUUGCUUAGCCGUGGUUUCGACAUAAACCUCAGA
This is a messenger RNA of Pomacea canaliculata, 9273 nucleotides long. RefSeq lists its product as uncharacterized. The transcript has 7 exons. Bases 1804 to 9123 code for a protein of 2439 amino acids. NCBI's taxonomy places the organism in Eukaryota, Metazoa, Mollusca, Gastropoda, Architaenioglossa, Ampullariidae. Gene Ontology annotation, molecular function: protein binding. The record is from RefSeq and is a predicted model, not a curated record.